AUGGAGACCGACUAUACCUCAUGGUCCAAUGCAGACUUGGUCAAGCGAGUGAGCGAGCUCGAAGCACAGCUGCGGGCUCAAAACACUCUACACUCUACACCACUUCGAGCCUCCUCGCUUGAGGCAAAGAAGAAACCGAAAAAGGCUCCGAAACCCUUCGACCCAAAUCGAUAUACUUUCCGCAAGAUAGCUUUGAAAUUCGCAUAUUUGGGCGGUAACUACAAUGGAUACGAACAUCACACCAACAAUAUCACACCACUGCCGACGAUUGAAGAGACACUGUGGAGGGCGUUGAGGAAGACACGCUUAAUCUUUCCUACCUACAAGCCGGGACAAAACGAAGAGGAUGUCAAUUGGGAGGGUUGCGAAUACAGCAAGUGUGGCAGGACAGAUCGUGGUGUAAGUGCUUUUGGGCAGGUGGUUGGUAUCAAAGUCAGAAGCAAUCGACCCAAAGCCGUAGUACCGGCAAUACCUACAGAACAAGCGAAUGAAGCCGACAAGGAUGGAGAGCAUAGCGUUGGCGUGGAGAGUCCAGCGCCAGAGUUUGAUCCAAUUGCGGACGAGCUACCCUACAUUCAACUUCUCAAUCGCGUUCUUCCCCCAGACAUUCGAGUCCUUGCAUGGUGUCCCGCGCCCAGCCCAGAUUUCUCUGCCCGUUUCAACUGCAAAGAAAGAAGGUAUCGCUACUUCUUCACAAAUCCGGCUUACAUGCCGCUGCCCGGCAGUAGACCUGAUAAGCGGCGCGGGCCUGAAGACGGCUGGUUGGAUGUCGAGGCAAUGAAUGAGGCCGCAAAGAAGUAUGAGGGUUUGCACGACUUCCGCAAUCUUUGCAAAAUCGAUGCAAGUAAACAAAUCACAAAUUUUGAGCGCAGAAUCUUCCACGCUGGCAUUCACAAAGUUGAACCAAGUCUGGAGACCUCGGAUGACAACCAAGCGAUUCCUUCUCCUCAGCUUUACUGGUUCGAGGUCCGUGGAAGUGCUUUCCUUUGGCACCAAGUCCGGCAUUUGGUAGCUGUCCUGUUUCUCGUCGGCCAGGGGUACGAAGAGCCUAGCAUCGUGGACGAUCUGCUCGACAUGCAGAAGACACCUGCACGACCAGUGUACGAAAUGGCUAGUGACAUCCCGCUUGUGCUUUGGGACUGUAUUUUCCCCAACGCCGAGGGUCUCGCAUCCGCCGAUCAUGCCGAUGGUGAGAAGAAUCCGUCUGGCUACCAUGACAGCAUGGAGUGGAUUUAUGUCGGGGACGAACGUGGUGGACGUGAUCAGUCUAAGCGCGCUCUGAUUGCUGUGGAGGAUGGCAAGCAUGGUCGAAACGGCAUCAUGGAGGAGUUGUGGGCUUUAUGGCGCCAGCGGAAGAUGGACGAGGUGCUGGCCUCGAGUCUGAUGUCUGUCGUCUCGACGCAGGGUGGAAAGCUAGAACCCACACAUGUAGAAGCCCGACUUGACUCUGAAAGGAGCGCUCGCUUGUUCGAUGGAAGCGAGUUUCCUCGAACCAUCGGCAAGUACGUAAAGGUGGCGAAUCGCGAGCGCCUGGAAACUCCCGAUGUUGUCAACGCAAGGUAUGCGCUGCGGAAAGGUCUAGAUUCGAAUGGUAGGCGUCCAUCAAAUAGUGCGGUGGAUGCGGAUGAAUAG
Molecule: messenger RNA, 1632 nt
Organism: Ramularia collo-cygni
Lineage: Eukaryota; Fungi; Ascomycota; Dothideomycetes; Mycosphaerellales; Mycosphaerellaceae
Product: related to pseudouridine synthase 3
Exons: 1
Coding region: 1-1632 (543 amino acids)
Biological process (GO): tRNA pseudouridine synthesis; mRNA pseudouridine synthesis
Cellular component (GO): nucleus; cytoplasm
Molecular function (GO): RNA binding; pseudouridine synthase activity
Source: RefSeq, a predicted model, not a curated record